AACGCAGGGGAACCUCCUCGACAACGCCGUGGCACACGUUCGCUCUUCCCGGAGCUGUUACAACCGCGUAUUUCUCGUGUCGUUCAUCGGUAACAGUGAAUAUUUAGUAUCCACGAGUUCCCCUAACCGGUGCGAAUAAUGACGAUGAACGCAUGAAGCGUGGUGAAACGCGUGCCUGGCAAAAUGCGAGCCGAAAGGAGAGCCGUCGAACGUCGGGAGAUCUUCGUCAGAAGGAAAGACGGGCCGAAGAGUCUCAGGUGAUCUUUCUUCCUUUUCAUUGGAACGGUAACAUUCAAUCAAGAUGCAGGACUCGCAGAGACAUGGUACCGGCCAGGGUGGUACUCUACAUGUUGUCGUUCUCGGGGUUCACUGUCUCCUUCAUGAUGAGGAACGACAUCAACAUCGCCAUGGUAGCGAUGGUGAAACCGCCGUCCACGAAAUCGGACACCAACGACGCGAUGACAUCUCAUCAUUGUUAUGUAACGCCGAAUGUAUCGUUCGUCAACAAUACCACCACGCCGAUCAGACUUGAGGAUCAAGGAGAGUUCGAUUGGAGUCCAACAAUUCAAUCAGCCAUUAGUGGUUCCUUCUACUGGUGCUACAUAUUGUCACAAGUGGUCGGUGGUGUUUUGACACAAUAUUUCGGCACGAAGACGGUAUUCGGUGGGUCACAGCUGAUCACAGCAGUCUGCAGCUUGCUGAUGCCUUCUGCAGCUGGCAUCCAUUAUGGUUUCAUGAUUGCUUUGCGCAGUAUACAAGGCAUUGCCAGUGGACUCACGUGGCCGGCGAUGUACGCCAUCGUUGGGCAUUGGAUACCACCGGUGGAACGUUCGCGUUUCAUGUCUUCCUUUCAAGGGUUCAGCUUUGGGAUCGGGAUAACCUAUCCAUUGUGCGGAUUCAUCAUCGCCCAUUUCGGUUGGAGAGCGGUCUUCUAUACGACCGGCAGCAUCGGUAUGUUCUGGUGCCUUUUCUGGUAUUUCUUCGCCUUCGACACGCCUGCCAGCCAUCCAAGAAUAUCUCAACAGGAGUUACGGUACAUUCAAGGAAGCGUUGGAAAUCAAGUUCACGGAACGACCGAGGGUCUGCCAGUUCCAUGGGGUUCCAUUCUGAGAUCUUGGCCAGCAUGGUCGAUCGGUAUCACCACUUUCGGAAGGAUAUGGGUUCACUAUAUUUUCAUCAUUUCCGGACCAAUGUACAUGAAGACAGUUCUAGGGUUCAGUAUUCAAGCGAAUGGAGUUCUUUCCGGUUUACCGUUCAUCUGUAGCUACUUCAGCUCCGUAGCCUUCUGCUACGUAGCCGAUGUCCUUGUAACGAGGCAGAUUUUGUCACUGACAAACGUCCGCAAGGUGUUCACCGCUCUUUCACAAGUAGUUCCUGGAAUAAUGUUAGUGUUGAUCGGCUAUCUGGGCUGCGACAUCGUCCUGGUUUUGGUGGUAUGGUUCAUAGCCGUCACCCUAAUCACUGCUGCUUACGCAGGGGCGAUGGCAAACAUCGUUGAUAUAGCGCCAAAUUUUGCUGGCCCGAUAUUGGCGUUUGCGCAAACCAUUCACAUGUCCGCCAGUUUUCUGUCUCCGGUGGUAGCUGGUCUACUCACUCAGAAGAGUCAAGCACUCGACGCGUGGAGACAGGUAUUCGGAGUCACUGCUUGCGUCGCGUGCGCCACCUACGUUGUAUACCAGAUCUUUGGUACGGCGGACAUCCAAGCGUGGAAUUAUCCGGACCAAAAGUAUCCGCAAUCGGUUCAAGAAGAUUCGCAGCCUUUGAACGAGUCUCCUCAGAAGAACGGAAAGAUCGUCAAGUCUCGGUCGAACGUGUCCGAGGAAGCGUAACACGAUCGUUGUUCGUCCCUGAUAAGAAAGAAGAGUAUAAAGUAUACUCUUGUCACAGACGAUUACAAACACUUCUCCUUUUAAUCUCGCAAAGAGACGAUCAACCUUAAGAUAUAAUAUUUAUUAUAUAUACACACACGCGCGAGAAAAGUCUAUUUUUUUCGUAAUAUCUCUGUAUGUAUGUGGAUAGAAAUCGGUAGUUCGUCCGUGGGAGAAGUGAUAGUCAGGGUAAUGUACAUUGUAAAGUUUAUAGGAUAUUUUUAUGAGAAUUCUCGAAUUAACGCGUUUCAAAAUCUUUCUUUUUUUUUUUUUAUUAACACCUUACUUACCGUUUAAUAGUAACCGAAGAUCAAAAGGAGUAACUCUGAGUUUGAAUUUUUUCAGCAUUGUAAGAUAAUUAAUUUUUAUUAUUCUAAUUGAGUUUCAGGUGAUUUAUUAAUUGUUUUUCAGUCAACAACCAAUAGUAUUGAAACGUUUGUUAAUAGACUUCCGGUAAGUAAAGUGUUAAGGUCUUGUUUCGAAGCGAAAUGCACAAAAAGUUUAUACGCAAUGUUAAUUAACAUUUUUCUCGAUUCAAAGCGACCCUUUGCUCGCGUAUUAUUUUCUGUGAUUAAAUCCUUUUUUUAAUAAGAUCUUGAUCGUUAAUGAGCGCGAAAAAGAGGAAUGAACCUCGUAGAAGCGCCAAGGGAACAGUUUCCAAAUUCUGAAUAUUGAAAUGUUUGACUAAAAUGUUUGGAUACUGUUGCCUUCUACGUUCUUACGAAUACUUCUCUGUGUAAAUUACAAUUACCACUUGAUUGUAGAAUUUCUCUUUCUCUCUGUUAAGAAGUGUUUGUUCUACGUAACUCUUAAUCAAGAGAUGACGACACGUAUUUAUAUGUUUGCCAGUGAUAUUUUCUCAAUGCCCUGUUAGAAUACGUGGUGUAAAAAGGAGUUUAUAAAGAAAAAAAAAUUUCGUACGAUACUGUACUUAGAGACCAUAUUUACACAGAAAUAUUUAAUACGCUGUAGGAUUAGAAACAAUACGAUGUACAAAAAUAUAAAGCGACAGAGAUGUUAUAUACUACCACUGAUCGAUGCCUUGUAUUAGCUAUAAUUUCUUUCAUCUCUUUCGACAAACAGUUUCGAUGAAAAAUUAUCUUUCAUUUAUGUACUUAAAAAAUUUGUUUCAUCAGUUGUAUCGUCCUUAGUUCAACCCUCGAAUGGGGGGUCAUUGAUGAUUUAUUUAACUUUCAAGUGGAGAUAAAUUUUUCCAUUUUAAUUUUAAAAAAUUUUAAAUGAUUCUUUAACUACCGUCUUUGUCGACAAAUUUCACUAUCUAAUUUUAAUUAGAAUUGACCCCUCUAUUUGAAAAUUGAUUGCAAUGCUCACUAGUCUUGAAUUAAAAAACAAAUACAAAGAAACUUUUCGUUCUCAGGAGAAGAUUUGUUCGACUCACAAUCAAUGAUUCCAUUCACUUAAGGAACACAAAUGCUAAGAGAGAUGAUCGUUGCAAAGUAUUGUAAUUUUAAUUAUUUUUAUACUGGCACCGUUUACAUGCGAUAAAUGUUAAGCCAACUUUCUCUUUGUUAAUCGUUAGUUGUAAGUAAUUUAAGUUACACGCAGAUAUUUAAACAGUGAAUACCGAAAAUUAGGUGAAAUAUAAUCCUCGCAUACGUAAGCGUACAAAUACGAAUUGUUCACGUAGAAGAAAUUCGUCAGUCGUUAGAAAUUCUAAUAAAACAUCGUGUAAUUUUUUUUCUGUGCCAUGUGCAGAAAUUUAACACUUUCGUUGAAUGAGAACAAAAAUUCAUUUCACCGGUUGUAUCGUCGCUAAUUUAAUUGCGAUGCUUAAUUAUAUUAAGCAUUAAUUGUGAAUCAAAAAUAGUUCUGUUGUGCGAACGACACAUCUCACAAUCAGAUGUGUUACUCGAAAUCAGGUAACUUUGUAACGAGAUCGAAUACCAUGUAAUUCAUGGCGAGAACAUGACAAGAACAUGAGCAAAUUCAAAAAUAUAUGAUUACGUAUAAUUUCACUAAAA
Messenger RNA from Osmia lignaria (orchard mason bee), 3850 nucleotides. RefSeq names its product sialin. Gene Ontology annotation, cellular component: membrane. Gene Ontology annotation, molecular function: transmembrane transporter activity. The record is from RefSeq and is a predicted model, not a curated record. Gene Ontology annotation, biological process: monoatomic anion transport; transmembrane transport. NCBI's taxonomy places the organism in Eukaryota, Metazoa, Arthropoda, Insecta, Hymenoptera, Megachilidae.